Molecule: messenger RNA, 3477 nt
Organism: Esox lucius (northern pike)
Lineage: Eukaryota; Metazoa; Chordata; Actinopteri; Esociformes; Esocidae
Gene: kif28
Product: kinesin family member 28
Exons: 26
Coding region: 1-3054 (1017 amino acids)
Biological process (GO): microtubule-based movement; cytoskeleton-dependent intracellular transport
Cellular component (GO): microtubule; kinesin complex
Molecular function (GO): ATP binding; ATP hydrolysis activity; microtubule motor activity
Source: RefSeq, a predicted model, not a curated record
AUGAGGGCUAAAGCCGCCGACAUGCCGGGGAAAGACUGUGUCAAAGUGGCCGUACGCGUCAGACCCUUCAACAAGAGAGAGAGGGACGCAGGCAGUCGCUGCAUUAUCUCCAUGGCCUCCAACAUCAUAACCAUCCAGGACCCUCGGAACGGUCAGGUCCCCCGUUCCUUCUGCUUUGACUAUGCCUUCUGGUCCCACAGCGGUUUCACCCGGGACCGCUCCGGCCUGUACGUACCUGAGGAGCCUGGAGGACGAUACGCUGACCAGGGCAGUGUGUUCCAGGACCUGGGGGAGGGAAUCCUGGAGAACGCUUUACAGGGUUACAACGCCACUCUGCUGGCCUACGGGCAGACAGGCUCAGGGAAGAGCUACUCCAUGGUGGGGUACGGACCCAAUAAGGGCCUGGUCCCCACCCUCUGUGACAGACUGUUUCAGGCCAUAAGGGCCAACCAGGACAGUCGACAGUGUCAGGUCUUUUUCAGCAUGUUGGAAAUAUACAAUGAACAGGUGGUUGACCUGUUGUCACGGGGGUCUCGGACUCCGGGCGGCCUGCGUGUCCGAGAGGAGCUGCAGAGGGGCUUCUACGUGGAGGGGCUCCGUAGGGUCCCCUGUGAUGGUGCCCCACAGGUGGAGCAGCUGAUGGAGCAGGGGACGAGGACUCGCACCACCGCCGCCACACACAUGAAUGCCAACAGUAGCCGCUCACACAUGCUUAUCAUACUCCAGCUGAAACAGAUCUUCUGUAAGGAGAGCAUCACCAAGCAGUCCAACAUCAAUCUCGUGGACCUGGCCGGCAGUGAGAGACAGCGAGCGUCGGGCUCCGAGGCCGACCGGCUCAAAGAAGGCACGGCCAUCAACCUCAGCCUCACCACCCUGGGCAACGUCAUCAGUGCCCUGGCUGAUGUAGCUGUAGGAAAGAAGGUUGUCCACAUCCCCUAUAGAGACUCUGUCCUCACCAAGCUGCUGCAGUCUGCCCUGGGUGGAAACAGCCGGACUGUCAUGAUCGCAGCUUUGAGUCCAGCCGACAUCUGCUAUGAAGAGUCCAUGUCAACCCUGCGCUAUGCUGACAGGGCGAAGCGUAUUCAGAACCGCCCAGUGGUGAAUGAGAGUCCCACAGAGCGCCUCGUGAAGGAGCUGAAGGCUGAGAACGCCAGGCUGAUAGUCUGGAGGAAGAGUGGAGAGGCAAAGAGUCCAAGUUGCUUAAAAGCCAUCCAGAUGCUCUGGGAACAACAUCUACAAGAGGCCUUGAAGGACUGGGAGCAGCAGUACGCUACAAUCACACAGGAACGGAGGAUGAUGCAGAUGUAUCCGUACCUGUUGAACAUCAACGAAGACACUCAGCUGUCAGGGGUGGUCAAGCUCUUCAUCCAGGAUGGAGACUGGGAUAUAGGGCUGUCUGACUCUUCACCCAGAUCCAUCUCAAUCAAAGGCCUAGGGAUCCAGAAUCGUCACGCUGUGUUCAGUAACGUCCAGCGCAGAGUGUCUCUUACCCCACUGGCCGGGUCAAAGGUCAUCAUCAACGGAACACUCGUCUCCCAAAAGACUGAGUUGCAGCAUCUGGACCGACUCAUCCUGGGUUCUAACAGCACCUAUCUGUUCAUUGGCUACCCAUCUGAGAGGGGCGGGGACGACUGGAGUCGCUAUGAUUACGAUUACUUCCAGUCUGAGCUGGCAGCUGCUGAGGGCAUUCACCUUCAUACACUGUGUGACUCUGGUGCUGGACCCGGUAAGACUGACCCCAGUCUCCUAGCUGUGUUCUACGACUACAUCAAACUGAUGCCCAUGGUGGCAGAGGCCAACCAAAUGAGUCAGGAACUACAAAAGGGGGUGGAGUUUAAGUUGGAGAUUAAGAACCUGGCGUUGUCGGACUCUAAAGGUCAUGACCUGGAGAAGGAGAUCGCUGUCAGAGUGACGUCGCAGGAAAACAAACAGGUAUGGCUGUGGUCCAAGGCCAAGUUUGUCAACCGUAAGUUCCUGAUGGAGGAGUUGUACCAGCAGCAUGCCGGGGAGGGGGCAGGCAGGGCUCCCAUGCCCAGGGACAGAGACCCUUUCUGGGAUCCGCUGGAGCCCCUGCUCCUGGGCAAGGCCCACCUCUGGCUGCAGUCUCUGGCCUUCCGUAUCGCCCUGGAGGAACAGCUGGAGGUGUUGGGGUCAGAGGGCACAGAAGAGGCCAUAUUGCAGGUUCAGCUCAUCCCCUGCAACCCCACAGGAUUGCCUCUGGAGGAGGACGAUAUCCUGAUUGACCCCUCUGAGCUGCUGGGGAGACGUCUGGACUUUCAGCUGGUCCUGGAUCAGUGCUGUGGGCUGCGCUGGAUCAAACAGGCCAGGAACAGGGGCAUUCAGAUUGGGUUCAGAAUGUUCAACAGCGCCCAGCCCUUCUACACUCCAGCCGUUUGGCACAAUGUCAACCCCCUGCUGGACCAGCGUGUCCACUUCACCUCCCUGCACACUUCCCAGGGCCUGCUGGAACACCUGCAGACCAGUGCCCUGGUGCUUGAGCUUUGGGGCCUACAGGAGGGAUGCAGAGACAUGCUGUCGUCUCUGGAGGGAGUGAAGAUGACCCCAGAGGGAUGCUUCAUCAUUGACCGGACGGAGACACCUGACACCCCUGCCACACUGGACCCUGUGCCAGAGGUCAGCUGCUCUAUGAGGGCCCUACAGCUGGAUGUGGAGGAGCUUAGGAACACUAAUGCAGCCCUGAGGACAGAGAACCACACACUGAAGGAACAGCUCAAUACAGCCAGGACCGAGUGUGGUCGUGGUCGGUCAGAGAGGCGAGGCAGCAGUGUUAGGCCCAGCUGUGAUGCAGAGUUCGCCCGUGCCCUCAAAGUCUUCUACCACAGUAUGACCUCUGUCAGGGGUCAACUGCAGCGCCUGCGCAGGCACCGACCCAGUGAGGACUCUGAUCUUUUGGGUCUCAGGCUGUUUGUGGAUGAGCAGAGUGGUCUGCUGUGUGAUUUCUCUGAGCUCCUGGAGCAGAGUGUCUCGUCUCUUAAACAGGACGUGGCCGCCAUUGUACGACGCAAACGGGAACGUUCAGGAAUCUGGCCCUGAUUUCCGUCUUGGUCUGGCCCUGAUUCCCAUCUUUGUUUGGCCCUGAUUCCCGUCUUUGUCUGGCCCUGAUUCUCAUCUUUGUCUGGCCCCGAUUCCCGUCUUUGUCUGGCCCCGAUUCCCAUCUUUGUCUGGCCCCGAUUCCCAUCUUUGUCUGGCCCCAUUCCCAUCUUUGUCUGGCCCCGAUUCCCAUCUUUGUCUGGCCCCGAUUUCCAUCUUUGUCUGGCCCCGAUUUCCAUCUUCAUCUGGCCCCGAUUCCCAUCUUUAUCUGGCCCCAAUUCCCAUCUUUGUCUGGCCCCGAUUCCCGUCAUUGUCUGGCCCUGAUUAGAGGAAUGAAUGCCCGCCACAUCAUUAGACCUAUGCCUAUUUCCAAAUUCAUGUUAGAAUUUACUAUGGGAGAAUAAAAUCCUGCUUUUAUUUUAUGUA